AAGUGGUUAGUGGAAGCGCUAGUGGACUCAGCUAGCUGGCUAGGGCGUUGCUAGCGGCAGAAAGUGGGAUUUUUGGUACCUUUCCGCAAGUUAUAUUCUUGUACAAAUAACGUCUUACGUUGGAAAAAACGGCGUUUGGCGUUCGCUAAAAGUUGUAAUCGCCUCGGUGUUUUUUUUUGUCGUUGUUUACAGAGGACUGGUGUUACUUUCUGUCCCGUUAGCUGACCACAUAGCUAGCCUGCUCUCAUCCACGGGAAUUCUGCCGAGAAACGACUGAAUUCUGGAAACAUGGAGUCAAGGAACGUUGCGCUGUGCUAACCGACUUCACUGGAUUUUCUUUCCUCAAGGAGACUAUUUGAAGGACAUAACACGGGGACAUAUCGCAAGCCAGUCAACAUUCAUGCCGUGUUGUAUAUAUAUAUAUUUCAGUCGUUGGCCGGCUCAUUGUUGUGAACGGGAGUUUGCUUAGUUUGCACUCGAAACAAGAGCAUACGAAGCAAAGUUUUUUUUUUUUGCUGAAAGAGCUCAUCUGUUUUGUUAGCUGGUAGCUGGCGAGACUCAACAGCCAGCUCGCCGUGAGAAAGGAUUUUCAAAUAAACCGUGUGCUUUUUUUUUUAUAAUCGACCAUCUAACCAAUUUUGGUUUUGAAUCCAACGUCUUACACCGGUAUAACAUUAGCUGCGGUUGUUUUGCUAGUGUGUAACACGGCUCGUUUAAACUCUGUAUUGAGCGAUCCUCAUGGUCACCGGAGAGUCGUCCCCACAGCCACAGACAGGCAUUUCUGGGAGCAGGGAAUACCAAAUGGGACUGGAGGAAUUUCCAGCAUCUUCAAAGAUCAUUUAGGAACCGAGGCCAUUCAGCCGUGCAGGGGUGGUGGCAGACGGACUACAUCGCUGGGCCAAGGUGUCUGUUACAUUGGAAUACAGAUUGUUUACACAUUUCAUAUUGGCGGAAAACUGGGAUGUGAAUGCAAAGGAUUCAAACAAGGAGUUCAUACAUGCAUGACAACUUCCUUGAAGCAUAUUUAUUGUUGUUGCCAAAAUAUUCUUUAUUGCCGGGGUAGAAUAUCAUCUGACUGUACAGCUAAUACGACAGAGGCCCCGAUACAUUUUUAAGGUCUGCACUGUAGAUUCCUUCCUGCCAAUACAUUUGGACAAGGAGUAUUGGUUAGGGGAGAGCGUAUAUUUAGUAUUUCUGUUUCCUCCAGUGUUAUCGACGUAACCUCGCAACAACCCAACAGUGUCCUGCAAUUAAUUUAUUCUCAACACCAUUCUCAAAAUCCUUGCCUACUUCAGACGAAUGCCAGAGAAGGACGCGCCAGGAAAUCGCCUCAUCACACUCUGGAAAAUGUUAAUCGGAUAUAAUUUGCUGCAAAUCUAGAACCGGAAGCCCAAUGAGUGACACACAGUCCAGCUUCACUGACAGGCCUGCAGUAGCACUCUCUGCCUCUUUGCCUCCCAAGUUGUGAUGAAGUUUCUGCAUCGUUUGACUGUCUCACUAUGACUACUGCUGUGUUGUGUAGUUACGCUGUGAUGCUGGUUUCCCAAGAAAGCAAGCAGAACCAGCAGCAUUCUCAGUAAAGACCACCCCCCGGACAAGAAACCCAAAAGUGACAAAACCUCACUUCCCUCCAAUGAGUUUGACCCUACAGGUCUGGUGCAGCGAUGUGUAAUCAUCCAGAAAGAUGAAAAUGGCUUUGGGCUCACUGUCAGUGGUGACAACCCAGUGUUUGUGCAGCUUGUCAAAGAAGAUGGGGCUGCUAUGCGGGCAGGUGUUCAGACAGGAGACAGGAUCAUCAAGGUUAACGGGACCCUUGUUACACAUUCUAAUCACAUUGAGGUGGUGAAGCUCAUCAAAUCGGGGUCCUAUGUGGCCCUCACAGUGUUGGGGCGUCCUCCAGGGCUCGCCCAGAUCCCUUUGUCUGAAGCAGAGUCUGAAAUGUUGGGCGUUAGCAUUUCCUCUCCAAACUCCCCAGCAACAGAACGCCCUUACAGUCCUCAGGACCGCUUCCCCUCCACUCAACCACCAUGGGAUGAGAAUAACAGUAUCUGCAACCAGAAGGUUGACAUCUUGCAAAAGAUGCUCUCAAAAGAGCAGCACGAGCUGCAGGCCAUGAAGGAGGAGUACAGCAGGAACCCCUCCCCCAAACUACUGAAAGACAUCCAGGAAGCUAAGAAACACAUUCCUCAGCUGCAGGGUCAUCUCUUCAGGGCCACUGUGGCAACACAGGAGGCUGUUCCAGGUGGUGAUGCAGAUGAUGGUAGCAUGUUUGAGACAGAGCACACUCCCACCUUUAAGGGAGACAACAGUACAGACCUUUCCUGGAGCAGCACUUCUAUAUCUCGCAGAUUUAGGCCUGGAUCUCCAGAGAUCCUGUGCCCAAGAGAGUCAUCUUACCCCAGCCCAAAGAGCACACCCAGGAACAGUUUAAAUUCCUGCCACUCUCCAGAGGCAGAGGAUGCCACUGACUUGGACUCUCUGUCCCCUACCAGACUCAGCAGUCCGUCUUCCUCCCGCCUUGUCUCGCAAAUCAUUGGAGCUGAGGACGACUAUUUUGAUUCAGACCAGGAGCAGACUAAUGGCCAGUGUAACAGCUUUAACAACAUUGAGCAGCUCAAGUCUCGCCCAGCGCACCUCGCAGCCUUCCUUCACUAUGUCAUUUCUCAGUUUGACCCUGCUCCUGUGCUGUGCUACCUCUAUGCUGACCUCUACAAGCAGACCAACUCCAAAGAGACCAGACGGGUGUUCAUGGACCUCCACACCUUUUUCAUUGAUCGUGGAGCAAAUUUGAAAGUUGCUGUUCCUGAGUCCAUCUCUGCUGAUCUCGACCGGCGGCGGACAGAACUAAUCCCAGAGGAAAUAAACAGACAACUUGUUCAAACACUGCAGGACUCUCUGCUCCCUGACAUCCAGAGGAACCUUGAGGAUUUCAGGCAGAAGCGCAGUAUGGGCCUAACGGUGGCUGAAGUAGAGUUGGCCAGACUGGACCAAGAGAGAGUCAGAGACCGUGUCACUCUGGAGCGAGAGCGCUCAUAUGCUGAAAACAUCGUCACCAAGAUAGAGGAUAUCCUGUUAACUACUCAGACCACAGAGGAAGAGAAAUGCACUACAAUGCAGUAUGUCAUUUAUACAUACAUGAAGCACCUUGGUGUGAGGGUCAAGGAACCUCGCAGUUUGGAGUCCAAACGGGUCAGGAUCAACUUUCUUCCCAAGAUCAAGAAAAGCAGCAAGACAGAAAAGGAAGGAGAAGAGAAGGUGAAGAAACCCAGAUUUCCCAGUAUCCUUGGACCUCAGCGUCGACCCAGCCGCAUUGAAGCAGCGUCAGUGGGUAAAGCCUUGGAUGGUCGCCCCCGGCCUCAGAAACAGUUGUCUCAGCCCACACUGGGGGCAAGUGAGCACAUGGAAGCUGGUCGUCUAAGAGCCAGCCAAUCGAGUGAGGGCUCUGAGCUCAUACACGCCACGUCUGUAAACACCUCAUCCCCAAACAGCGGCACCUAUAGCUCAGACACGAGCCGAGACGCUGAUAUGGGUGGGACUCCGACCUCAGGCCCCUCCAGGCUGAGUGACGGCCUUCAGUCCGACCCUCUGGAUGGGUCGCCGUAUCCUGCUUCGCACUUUGACCUUUACAGCCUGGACCAACUGCAAGAGGAUGACAGAGAAAGCGACAGAACCCACGAGGGAACACCAAAGGCCAUAAGAAGGCUUGAGGGACUGGGUGCUGCUGAUGUCCAGAGUGAGGACGACCAGGGAACAGACUCCGAGCAUGACCCCCCAAACUGGCAGCAACUGGUGGGGCGAGAGGUCCUUGCAGGUCUCAGGUCUCAGGAAAUCAAGAGACAGGAAGUCAUCAAUGAGCUGUUUUACACAGAGCGUGCACACGUGCGGAUGCUGAAAGUUUUGGACCACGUUUUCUACCAGAAGCUCUCCAAAGAGGCCAUCCUGCCUCCUGCUGACAUCAAGAAUAUCUUCACCAACCUGGAGGAGAUUCUACAGCUACAUGUUUCAAUACUGGAGCAAAUGGGAGCCGUUCGGAAGAGAAAUGAGUCUUCAGUAAUUGAUCAGAUAGGAGACGACUUGCUCUCCUGGUUCAGCGGUGGAGAGGAGGAGAAGAUCAAGCAGGCGGUGGGGACAUUCUGCAGUAACCAGCCUUUUGCUCUGGAGAUCAUCAAGACCAAGCAGAAGAAAGACUCGCGGUUUACUGCGUUCAUCCAGGAGGCAGAGAGUAAUAGACUGUGUCGCCGACUGCAGCUUAAGGACAUCAUUCCUGUAGAGAUGCAGCGGUUCACCAAGUACCCCCUGCUACUAGAGAACAUCGCCAAGUACACAGACAAUGCAGUGGAGAAGGACAAAGUGAAGCAGGCAGCAGACUGCUGUAGAAAGAUCCUCAAUCACGUCAACCAGGCUGUGAAGGAAUCUGAGGACAAGCAGAGGUUGGAGGACUAUCAGAGAAGAUUGGACCUCUCCUCCUUAAAGCAGACAGACAACCCCGUGAUUCUGGAGCUAAAGAACUUGGAUCUAACCAAGAAAACGAUGGUGCAUGAGGGGCCGCUAUCAUGGAAAGUGAACAAGGACAAGACUAUUGAGUUGUACACACUCCUCCUGGAGGACAUCCUGGUUCUGCUACAGAAACAAGAUGAGCGUCUGAUCCUGAAGUGUCACAGUAAAAACCUGGCAGGCACCGCAGAUACCAAACAUAUCUUCAGUCCCAUCAUCAAACUCAACACUGUGCUGGUGCGCUCUGUGGCCACAGACAACAAGUCCUUCUUCGUCCUAUCCAUGUCAGACAACGGAGCCCAGAUCUAUGAGCUGAUGGCACCCACAGUGUCAGAUCAGAGAACGUGGCAGCGUCUAAUCACCCAGAGAGCCGAUGCCAUGAAAGUCAAACCUCACAGCGUCAUACCAUUACCUCAGACUGAUGGGGAGAGAGACGGUGUGGAGAUCAUUACGGCAGGUGUUUCCAGGCUGAGUAGAGACUCAGACCGGGCAUCCACCAGCAGCACCCAGUCCACAGAUAAAGAGAGCAGUCCAGCCUCCAGAAGUGUGAUGCAGAGUUCUCUGCCAGGUAAUAAUCCAUUUGAGCGAGUAAAGGCAGAGGAAGAGGAGGAGGAGGAAGGUUUUGUGGACCCAGAGCUUCCUUACCCAGUUGCUGAAGAUGGCAAAGAAGGAGACUCGUUUAACAUGUUCCCCUCCAGAGCAGACGAAGCACUGAAAACAUUGGCAGCAUUAAAGCAGGUGUUGGUGACCCAACUGAUGUCCCAGGAGGCUGCAGAGCAAAACAAACGUUCUACGGGGGCCCGUCUCCUCAGGACCACCUCUCUGCGGACCCCUGUAGACAACCGCGCACGGGUGAUGGUCCACAAUGGCUCAGAGAAGAACAGCUGCCAGACAGAGGACCCGACUCAGGACCUGGGCUCUGGGGACACGGGCUUCUUUGAUUCUCCUGAAGAUUAUGCAGGAUAUUUAGUCCUGGAGGGUUACGGUGGCCCAGGGGAGAGCAGCACAGAUGAUGACAUCUUGGCAUCAACCACAGGGAAGCAGCUGCGCACCUCACAAGGCUGUGCUGCCGACUCUGGCAUCAACUUGAGGUUUUCUUCAACGUCACAGGCUGGCAGCCUCUCGUCUUUUAGCAGACAGGUCUUGUCUCACCUUAGAAACCUUCAGGCCAACCUCAACUAUCUGAAGGAGGUUGAGGCCAAGUACAAUAAUCUAAUACGCCAAAGGCCAGAGAGGUCAGCAGCAGACACGGAUGGAAACCAAGAUAAGAGAUAGUGGAAGUCUGUGCCUCAGCUUUUGGCUCUGGUUCCAAAGAGGAAGUACCGACUUGUAGUCUGUUCCUACUUCUCGUGUCCUGGACUUUCUGGACAUCCUAUAAGCUUGUCCUCUCACUGCUGAGCCCCCUUUUUUCCAUCGCCCACGGUUGCCACAGAGAAUGAGAGACUGAGUGUGAGCAGAAACGUUUGAAGGGAGGAGUCAUCUUUGUGAUGCCACGCCCCCCCCCUCCGUCAGCACAAGGCAAUCAGGGAAGUUGGAUUGCCCCAAAACCUCACCCCUCUAUUAUCAAACACCCAUUUUCCCCGGAAGUCCCUGCAAGAAAGAGAACUUAUACCAAAAUGUACAAAGAUGUGUGUUUAGAAUAUAUAUAUAUAUAUAUGAAACACAAAACAAGAAAAGGAAAAUUUUAAGAUAAUGUAUUAAGAUUUUUUUUAUCCCAAGAUGUAUUUAUUUUCUUUCUUUUCUUCUUUUUUUUUUAAAGUGUUUCCCACAUUGCUUGCAUGCUUUUGGCCAUGGUGUUACCUUUUUGGCUGCUUUUCAUGCUUCACUCAUACAGGGUUAGUGUGAGUGUUGAGUGCACGCUAGCAUACAAGCACGCUAGCCUAGCGUAACCCUGGUGAAAUGGCAGGAAUAUAUUCAGACUGAUAGAGGCCAGAGUUGCACUGGUGAUGGAUAGAUCCCAUUGUGUUAAAAACUCUUGAAUUGUGUUGAAGUCUAGAAUUUCAGAUAAAUUCUAGGUGUGGUGUUAACUAGAAUGAAGAGUCCGAAGGCUCUGAUCUGGUCCUGUUGCAUUUCUGUGCUGCCUCCUUCCUCCUCCUCACUGUGAGGGGUAUUUUGCCUCUCUUCUGCUCCUCUUCUCCUUUGCGUAUGAUUCUCCCCCUUCUUUUCCCUGUGAACACUUAUGGGUGUCAUCCUUCUUCUUUUCCUCCCAGCCCAGUGGCUUUCAUGCUUAUUUAUCCCCUCCCACACUCUAUAUGUCAUGCUUCCUCAUCUGCCUUUGGGUAUCUUGUCCCGUUCCCCCUCUUCUACAAGGAGCGGUCAUGCUCUUUCUGUAUCAGCUCCUGACAGAAAUGCUGCUUCUUUCUGCCACUGUUGGCGCUGCUGAUCUGACUGCCUGAUAUUCUAAUAAUGUCAUGAAGUUCAACAUAUACUGUACAAUGAUCAAGUUGGAAGGUUAUGCAUAACUUUAAUAAAUAAAUGGUGCCAUGACACAUUCAAAAAGGAAAAC
Siniperca chuatsi (mandarin fish) is the source of this 7000-nucleotide messenger RNA. It is a transcript of the gene arhgef12a, whose product is annotated as Rho guanine nucleotide exchange factor (GEF) 12a. The transcript is spliced from 41 exons. The record is from RefSeq and is a predicted model, not a curated record. Bases 1762 to 5769 code for a protein of 1335 amino acids. Lineage: Eukaryota; Metazoa; Chordata; Actinopteri; Centrarchiformes; Sinipercidae. Gene Ontology annotation, biological process: G protein-coupled receptor signaling pathway. Gene Ontology annotation, molecular function: G protein-coupled receptor binding; guanyl-nucleotide exchange factor activity. Gene Ontology annotation, cellular component: cytoplasm.